AUGCUGUUGAUGCACUUUGACCGGCCAGGGAGACCAGAAAUCACUUUCUAUGUGAAAGAUGUGGCCAAACCAAGUCCAGGAGAUGGUGAAGUCCUCCUGAAGGUGACAGCCAGCACCCUAAACAGGGAUGACAUACUCCAGUACCUAGGGAUUCCAAUGUAUGUCCCACCCACAGGAGCCAGUAGCAUUUUGGAACUUGGGGCAUUGGGACAUGUGGCUGAGCUGGAGCCUGGCUGCUAAGGACACUGGAAGACUGGAGAUUUGGCCAUGGCUCUGCUGCCUGGUGGAAGCCAAGCUCAGUACAUCACUGUCCCUGAAGAUCACCUUGUACCUAUCCCAGCCUGAGUGUCUCAAGCUGCAGCCACCCCAGAGGUCUGGAACAUCACCUUUCAGAUGUUAUUUCUAGUAGGCCAUGUUCAGGCUGGAGGCUCUGUGCUGAUUUGCAGAGGAUCAAGUGGAGUGGGCACAGCUGUCAUCCAGCUGGCUUUGGGUGCUGGCACUAUUCCAGUGGUUAGAGCUGGCUUCCAGCACAAGCUUCAAAGGGCAGGAAAGCUUGUGGCUGCAGCUGGAUUCAAUUAUAGAGAAGAGUUUUCUAAAACAACUCUUAAGUUCACUAAAGGUCUUGGUGUAGUUAUUCUCUCCUGCUGAGGUAGAUCCUAUUGGGAGAAGAAUGUCAACUGCCUGGCUCUUGAUGGUCGCUGGGUUCUCUGUGGUUUAAUAGGAAGAGGUGUUGUUAGUUUUAGUGGACCCCUGUUUUUAAAACUACUUUUUAAACAAGGAAGUCCAAUCACUCAUUUGUUGAGAUGUAGGGAUAAUAAAAAACUUUCACGGAUCUUCUCUACGGGCAGCCCCCAACGUCUGCUGCCGGGUCUGGAUAGAGUCUACCCGGCAACUGAUAGUCAAGUGGAACAUGUGGAGGCUAACAGGAGCGCGGGUAAAAUCGUCUUGGAGCUGCCCCAGUGAAGUAGGACCUCAGAGCAAAUUUAGGAGUGGGCUCUCUUCCCAAGUCCGCUCCUGUAAAUCUGGUCUAAGGAAAUAAAAAGGUGUAUGGG
Molecule: messenger RNA, 1052 nt
Organism: Mastomys coucha (southern multimammate mouse)
Lineage: Eukaryota; Metazoa; Chordata; Mammalia; Rodentia; Muridae
Gene: Tp53i3
Product: tumor protein p53 inducible protein 3
Molecular function (GO): quinone reductase (NADPH) activity; quinone binding; NADPH binding
Source: RefSeq, a predicted model, not a curated record